Messenger RNA from Lolium rigidum, 1374 nucleotides. Its product is annotated as UDP-glycosyltransferase 73B5-like. The coding region runs from base 1 to 1374 and encodes 457 amino acids. Lineage: Eukaryota; Viridiplantae; Streptophyta; Magnoliopsida; Poales; Poaceae. The transcript is spliced from 4 exons. The record is from RefSeq and is a predicted model, not a curated record. Gene Ontology annotation, molecular function: UDP-glycosyltransferase activity.
AUGGCUAAUACCAGAGAUGAGCCGCAGCUGCAACCCCUACACAUCCUCUUCCUCCCGUACUUCGCUCCGGGACACCUCAUUCCGGUCACCGACAUAGCCGGCCUAUUCGCUGCCCGCGGCGCCAUGUGCACCAUCCUCACUACGCCCGUCAACACCGACAUCAUCCGUCCGGCCGUCGACCGCGCCAACGCCGCCAAUCUCCGCGGCGUCGGCUCCCAACCCAUCGUCAUCUCCGUCCUGCCUUUCCCCGACGUCGGGCUCCCGCCGGGCAUGGAGAACCUCAAGUCCGUCACCCCGUCCCACGGAGCAGAGUACCAUGUCAAGUUCGUCCAGGCCACGCAGCUUCUCCGCGAGCCCUUCGACCAGUUCCUGGCCACCACCCGCCCCCGUGUGGACGCCGUGGUGUCCGACAGCUUCUUCGCCUGGUCCACGGACUCCGCCGCGGCGCACGGCGUCCCGCGGCUCGUGUUCCUCGGCAGCAGCGUGUUCGCCUGGUCGUGCAGCGAGACCAUGCUGCGCAACAGCCCGCUGGAGGCGGCGAAUUGCCCCGACGAACCUGACGCCCUGGUUUUGCUGCCGGGGCUGCCGCACCGUGUGGAGCUGAGGCGGAGCCAGAUGCUGGACCCCGGGACGCGGCCGCUGGAGUGGGCAUUCGCCAGUGGCAGCAACACCGCCGACCAGAAGAGCUUCGGCGAAGAUAUGGCUAAAAGAUCCAACGCGUGCUCGCCUGAUGUGGUGGACGACUGCCUGCGGUGGCUAAACACGAAGCCGGUGGGCUCGGUGGUGUACAUCUCCUUCGGCACGCUCACCAGUUUCUCCCUUGCUGAGCAUCGCGAGAUCGCCCGUGGCCUUGACCUCUCCGGCAAGAACUUCGUGUGGGUGCUCAGUGGCAGCGAGGACGACCGGUCGGAGUGGAUGCCUGAUGGCUUCACCGAGCUGACCGGCAACAACGACCGCGGCUUUCUCAUACGAGGGUGGGCGCCGCAGACGCUCAUCCUGAGCCAGCCGGCGCUGGGCGGGUUCGUGACGCAUGGUGGCCUCCCCUCCCGUCCCGUCCCGUCGCCAAAGUCCAAAGAUAUAUCAGUCAUCCUAGGGAUGGACUGGUUGAUGGAGAAUGGGGUAGUGAUUAAUUGUGGAGACAAAACAGUAUCACUCCUCAAUUCCAUUGGAGGUCAUAUAGUGUUUCAGGGAGACAAAUAUACUCUGUUGGAGAUAGGAUUAGAGCUUAACAGUUUGAAGGAGGUAAAGAUUGAAGAAAUCCCUGUGGUAAAUGAGUUCCAAGAUGUGUUUCCUAAGGAACUACCGAGUAUGCCACCUGAUAGUGAGAUAGAAUUCACGAUAGACCUGAUUCCAGGCACAUCACUACCAAAGUGA